Molecule: messenger RNA, 1071 nt
Organism: Plutella xylostella (diamondback moth)
Lineage: Eukaryota; Metazoa; Arthropoda; Insecta; Lepidoptera; Plutellidae
Product: protein DPCD
Source: RefSeq, a predicted model, not a curated record
UUACUCUAUGUCUAAACCUAACCUCAAAUAGUCAAAUCUCUUUUUCUUCUAUUAUUAUUUGUUUUUAGUGUUGAUAUUACCGAAGCAAGUAUCACAAAAUAAUCAUAAAGAAUGACCUGAGUUAAAAGAAAACACCAGCAGGAUCUUCAUAGCUAAAAUGUCUUGAAUCCGUAAACAUUACAUGCAAAUGGCUAUAACUGGCCAAUCGAUAUUCUAACUUUUAAAAAUAAAUUACGUCGCCAUAGCAACAGACAAUAUGAAAAGGAAAGCCUGUUUGAUCGAAGAGUACAACGGCGAUAUCCUUUUGGAAAGCGUACAAAAGAAAGCGAGAGCCAUAAGUAUAAACGACCCAAUACCUCCGGGUGAAAAAAUGUACAGAAACACUAUUUGGUACAAGUUGUUGAUGAAUGCUGAAAAGUCUUGCUUGAAGGAUGAUAAGAUUAAGAAGAUUCACUACAAGCUGGAGGAUGGUCGGGAGAUGGUGGAAGAGUAUAAUAUAGACACUCAGGUGCUGCUCCGGAGGGCGUGGAAGGUGCGGGCCCAGCUCGGUGGCGAGGGGAAGUGGGACGUGGAGAUAGGUGAUCCGAUACAAGACGGCACACCACAUGUAGAGACUGCUGAGAUCAUGGAGAGCAAAGACCAGCCCGUCUUAAGUCGCCGGAACACUAGAGUAAACUUAGAGUGGAGAAUCAGAAACUUACCAUAUCCCAUUGAGGUUUACUCCAUUGCGGCUAAUAAUGAAGACAAAUGUAUAGUUAUAAGAACUACCAAUAGGAAAUAUUAUAAGAAGCUACAAGUACCAGAGUUGGAAAGGCUUAAUAUACCAAUAGAGCAAGCCAAUAUUUCUUCGAUCCAUAAGUUCAACACCCUAAUUGUAACGUAUAAGAAGCCCCAGCAACUACUAGACAUGGAGAAGGAAUGGUUCCAAGAAGUAUCAAAAGUGAAUUCUAUCAAAGACGUGCCCAACGACUGCAAAGCACAGUGAACCGAGUGUAUGACACCAUGAAACAAUUAUUAUAUUUAUAAUGGAAAGAAAUAUUACACAAUAAAUGUAUGUUUAUGUUUACUUUA